AAUGACAACAGUGGCAAAUGUUGACGUUUGAGUGUUCCUCUGGAAUUUCUCCGUCUGAUCUGACCGAUUGGCCAGUCUUCCGUUCAGCGCUUCUGCGCUCAUGCCUGAUUUCCGCGUCGCGUUCCAGUGGGGCCCUCAUGAUCGGGAUCGUCCAUGGAGGAUGGAGAGUGGGUGGAUGAGCUGCCGCUGCCAUUGAACCCGCCACGGCCCCGGGAUUGGCGGUGGAUGGGCUAUAAGAUGGCCCGUGAAGCACUCUUCUUCGGCUUGACUUUUUUCUUCUGUAUCUAUACGCCCUACGUUCAGACCAAUGGCCCGGGCUUGCCCACCCGUUCCGCGCCCGCCUCCGUGGCUUUUUUGCCCGAUGCUCGUUGGGUGGAUGAUUAUUACUCGGGCGAUGUGUUUGCCGCCUUUGAAGAGGCUCAACAGCACGCCCAUGCCCUGGUUUUGUUCUACGCCCCUUGGGAUGUGGAUAGUGGGCGAGCGGUCCAGGUUUUGGAACAGGUGGGUCAUGUCUUGGCCGACCAUCAAGACUUGUAUUUGGCGGCCGUCAAUUGUUGGGUGAGUCACGGCGAAUGCUAUAAGGAAUUUGGGGCCGGCAGAAAGACCCGAGGCCGCUCAUCAUCCCACACGCGCAUGGAUCAGUUCCCCAUUUUGGUCUUUUAUCCCAGUGACAAGCGGGGGAUUCAGUAUAAUGGACCCCUAACCGUCCAACAUAUCACGCAAUUCUUGCUCCACGCCCAAAACCCGUUAGUCCGGAUUGAUAGCUGGGCUGAUUUGCACCAACUGCAAGCCCAAAAUGGCGGCCAAGCGGUGGUGGGACAUUUUGGCGAUUUGUCCGUGGCUCACGUGGGCCGGAAUUACCCGAGAUUUUUACAAGCCGCCUACGAUUUGCUCGAGUUUGAUCCGUUUCGGACUCGUUACGGUGGGCUGGGGGUGGUCGUGUCCCAAGCCACGGCCUAUCAACUCCAUUUGAAUCCCCCGCAUCAACCCGUGAAACUGUUCCAUUGGAACGGCACCGCCUCCACGUUUCCCAACAAGACCAUAUCGAAUGUGAACACGCUCUUGAAAUGGAUUGGCGAGAAGGCCAAUCCUUUGACCGCAUGGACGGGCACUUCCGGUCAGAAGAGCCUUCACUUGUCCUCCAGUUUGAGUUUGGGCUCUGGCCAUUCCUUAUUGGCCUUUAUUCCUCGAACCAUGAUGAACCACUUUGAUCCCAGUCUGGCCGUGUUCCAAGAGGCUGCGCUCCGAUAUUAUUCCUGCACCCAAGAGACCCGAGAAGCCACGCAGGGUUUGCUCAGACAUAUCAAAUAUCUCAAGCGGACCUCAAAUCUUGAGUUGGAACGCACGCUUCUGGAUUGCGCUCAGGAUCCUUGGUUCCUCAAGCAAACGUGCAAUAGCUUGUCGAAGCCCCCAAACCCUUGCGUUUGUGCCUCUGCCAUGUUCCGAAAUCGAACGGCGGUGUCUCAUAAAGAGGGCCAUCCUUUCAUGCUGAAAUCCCGCCGAUCCAAUCAGAAACCCCAUGGACCCAUGGCCGAUGAGAUCGUAGCCAAUUUGAAAGUAAACCAAAAACGUCUCAAAUGCGCUUUGAGCGCCCACGUGCCCAAUCUCUGUCAUAUCCUCGCUGAUGUGGCCGAUCCCGCCACUCUGGAUGCCGAAUUUCUCGAUAUCGGAUCCGACUUAGAUGGAUUGGGUUGCGAAGACAACAAGACCCUCAAUUUCUACACGCUGGACGAGUCCACCCAAUCGUUUCUGGCCCAAAGUCUGGGUGUGGACUUGAGCCAAACUAAAGAGCCCACCCUCAUCUUGGUCAGUCCAGAACUGGAAUCGUCGUUUAGAAUGGAGUCUAAUUUCAAUUUGGAAACUAUUUCCGAUUUCGUUCACCAAUUUCAUCGUCGAAAAGACUCGUUACGACGCAUCCAACGAUCCGAAAAUCCUGAGGAGAGUCCUGAAAUCGCGGAAAGCGAACGAAUGCAAAUCAUUCCGCGCGUGAAUACGAAUAACUUUGACCGGCUCGUACUGAACUCGUCGCAAAAUGUGGCUUUACUUUAUACGUCACCAUCAUGCGGUUUCUGCUCUUCGAUUGCCCAUAUUUUCCAUAGUGUCCGAGCCUUGUUAACCGAUGUGAUUGGUGAUGAUAUAGUGUUUUACACCGUGAAUGCCAUGAACAAUGAUUUAUCUUGGAGUUUUACAACCCUGUCCGUGCCAAGCAUUAUGUUUGUCCCUGUGGACAAUAAGUCCGAAACGCGGGUUUUUCCAUCCGAAAGGAAUAUCAAUGUUCCCAAUUUGUUAAGCUUUGUUAUAGCCAAUUUACCAGCUCCAAGUCGGAUGAAGGUCUCCGUGGCCUUCUGUGACGAUCAUUGUCUACUAAAGAGCCACAGCCAACUUCAGGAGAGGCUUCGCAACGCCCGGGAUUUUAACCUUUUUGGUGAUUCUGGAAGUCCCGAAGAGUUAGUUCAACUCAAGUCAUAUCUUCAAACGGAAAUGGAGAGACGAGCUCAGGGGAAAUCGACGGUCCGCAGUCAUACCGAAUUAUAGUACUAUUAUUAGAGUUAUUUUUCACGUUUUUAUUCGUUACUCUUUAGUUUCAACUUCACCAUAUCUGUGAUAUGUCAUGGGGUUCCAACCGACCAAUAUAAUAACAAUCGUUUAGCUAUUUUGGGUACGCAUAAUAAACGCACCUUGAUUGGAACAAAGCAUUGCA
Molecule: messenger RNA, 2701 nt
Organism: Tigriopus californicus
Lineage: Eukaryota; Metazoa; Arthropoda; Copepoda; Harpacticoida; Harpacticidae
Product: thioredoxin domain-containing protein 11-like
Exons: 2
Coding region: 154-2535 (793 amino acids)
Source: RefSeq, a predicted model, not a curated record